This is a messenger RNA of Closterium sp. NIES-65, 3422 nucleotides long. The record is from the annotation of a GenBank genome assembly. NCBI's taxonomy places the organism in Eukaryota, Viridiplantae, Streptophyta, Zygnematophyceae, Desmidiales, Closteriaceae.
AUGACCCCGCCCCAUUCUCCCGCUUUCCAUCAGCCCGCCCCAUUCUCCCGCUUUCCAUCAACCCGCCCUUUCUCCCGCUUUCCAUCUCCCGCCCCAUUCUCCCGCUUUCCAUCACCCAGCCCCAUUCUCCCGCUUUCCAUCACCCCCGCCCCAUCUUCACGCUUUCCAUCACCCCUGCCCCAAUCUCCCGCUUUCCAUCACCCUGCCCCAAUCUUCCGCUUUCCAUCACCCCGCCCCAUUCUCCCUCCUUCCAUCACCCCGCCCCAUUCUCCGCUUUCCAUCACCUUGCCCCAUUCUCCCGCUUUCCAUCACCCCGCCCCAUUCUCCCGCUUUCCAUCACCCCCGCCCCAUUCUCCCGCUUUCCAUCACCCCGCCCCAUUCUCCCUCCUUCCAUCACCCCGCCCCAUUCUCCUCCUUCCAUCAUCCCGCCCCAUUCUCCCUCCUUCCAUCACCCCGCCCCAUUCUCCCUCCUUCCAUCACCCCGCCCCAUUUCUCCCGCUUUCCAUCACCCCGCCCCAUACUCCCGCUUUCCAUCACCCCGCCCCAUUCUCCCUCCUUCCAUCACCCCGCCUCAUUCUCCCGCUUUCCAUCAUCCCGCCCCAUUCUACCUCCUUCCAUCAACCCGCCCCAUUCUCCCUCCUUCCAUCACCCCGCCCCGUUCUCCCGCUUUCCAUCACCCCGCCCCAUUCUCCCGCUUCCCAUAACCCCACCCCACUCUCCCGCUUUCCAUCACCCCGCCACAUUCUCCGGCUUUCCAUCACCCCCCCGCCCCAUUCUCCCACUUUCCAUCACCCCGCCCCAUUCUCCCGCUUUCCAUCACCCACGCCCCAUCUCCCGCUUUCCAUCACCCCGCCCCAUUCUCCCGCUUUCCAUCACCCCGCCCCAUUCUCCCGCUUUCCAUCACCCCGCCCCAUUCUCCCUCCUUCCAUCACCCCGCCCCAUUCUCCCUCCUUCCAUCAUCCCGCCCAAUUCUCCCCUCCUUCCAUCACCCCGCCCCAUUCUCCCUCCUUCCAUCACCCCGCCCCAUUCUCCCGCUUUCCAUCACCCCGCCCCCAUUCUCCCGCUUUCCAUCACCCCGCCCCAUUCUCCCUCCUUCCAUCACCCCGCCUCAUUCUCCGCUUUCCAUCAUCCCGCCCCAUUCUCCCUCCUUCCAUCACCCCGCCCCAUUCUCCCCUCCUUCCAUCACCCCGCCCCGUCUCUCCGCUUUCCAUCACCCCGCCCCAUUCUCCCGCUUCCCAUAACCCACCCCAUUCUCCCGAUUUCCAUCACCACGCCCCAUUCUCCCGCUUUCCAUCACCCCGCCCCAUUCUCCCGCUUUCCAUCACCCCGCCCCCUUCUCCCUCCUUCCAUCACCCCACCCCAUUCUCCCGCUUUCCAUCACCCCGCCCCAUUCUCCCGCUUUCCAUCACCCCGCCCCUUCUCCCUCCUUCCAUCACCCCACCCCAUUCUCCCUCCUUCCAUCACCCCGCCCCAUUCUCCCGCUUUCCAUCAUCCCGCCCCAUUCUCCCGCUUUCCAUCACCCCGCCCCAUUUUCCCGCUUUCCAUCACCCUGCCCCAAUCUCCCGCUUUCCAUCACCCUGCCCCAAUCUUCCGCUUUCCAUCACCCCGCCCCAUUCUCCCUCCUUCCAUCACCCCGCCCCAUUCUCCCGCUUUCCAUCAACCCGCCCCAUUCUCCCGCUUUCCAUCACCCCGCCCCAUUCUCCCGCUUUCCAUCACCCCGCCCCAUUCUCCCGCUUUCCAUCACCCCGCCCCAUUCUCCCUCCUUCCAUCACCCCGCCCCAUUCUCCCGCUUUCCAUCACCCCGCCCCAUUCUCCCCGCUUCCCAUAACCCCACCCCAUUCUCCCGCUUUCCAUCACCCCGCCACAUUCUCCGGCUAUCCAUCACCCCGUCCCAUUCUCCUUCCUUCCAUCACCCCGCCCCCUUCUCCCUCCUUCCAUCACCCCCGCCCCAUUCUCCCGCUUUCCAUCAGCCCGCCCCAUUCUCCACUUUCCAUCACCCCGCCCCAUUCUCCCGCUUUCCAUCACCCCGCCCCAUUCUCCCGCUUUCCAUCACCCUGCCCCAUUCUUCCGCUUUCCAUCACCCCGCCCCCCUUCUCCCUCCUUCCAUCACCCCGCCCCAUUCUCCCUCCUUCCAUCACCCCGCCCCAUUCUCCCGCUUUCCAUCAGCCCGUCCCAUUCUCCCGCUUUCCAUCACCCCUCCCCUUUCUCCCGCUUUCCAUCUCCCCACCCCAUUCUCCCGCUUUCCAUCACCCCGCCCCAUUCUCCCGCUUUCCAUCACCCCGCCCCAUUCUUCCGCUUCCCAUCAUCCCGCCCCAUUCCCCCGCUUUCCAUCACCCCUCCCCAUUCUCCCUCCUUCCAUCACCCUGCCCCAUUCUCUCGCUUUCCAUCACCCCGCCCCAUUCUCCCGCUUUCCAUCACGCCGCCCCAUUCUCCCGCUUUCCAUCACCCCGCCCCAUUCUCCCUCCUUCCAUCACCCCGCCCAUUCUCCCGCUUCCAUCACCCCGCCCCAUUCUCCUUUCUUCCAUCACCCCGCCCCAUUCUCCCUCAUUCCAUUACCCCGCCCCAUUUUCCCGCUUUCCAUCACCCCGCCCCAUUCUCCCGCUUCCCAUAACCCCGCCCCAUUCUCCCGCUUUCCAUCACCCCGCCCCCUUCUCUCUCCUUCCAUCACCCCGCCCCAUUCUCCUUCCUUCCAUCACCCCGCCCCAUUCUCCCGCUUUCCAUCAGCCCGCCCCAUUCUCCCGCAUUCCAUCACCCCGCCCCUUUCUCCCGCUUUCCAUCUCCCCGCCCCAUUCUCCCGCUUUCCAUCAACCCGCCCCAUUCUCCCGCUUUUCCAUCACCCCGCCCCAUUCUUCCGCUUCCAUCAUCCCGCCCCAUUCCACCGCUUUCCAUCACCCCUCCCCAUUCUCCCUCCUUCCAUCACCCCGCCCCAUUCUUCCGCUUUCCAUCACCCGCCCCAUUCUCCCGCUUUCCAUCACCUCGCCCCAUUCUCCCGCUUUCCAUCACCCCGCCCCAUUCUUUUGCUUUCCAUCACCCCGCCCCAUUCUCCCGCUUUCCAUCACCCCUACCCCAUUCACCCGCUUUCCAUCACCCGCCCCAUUCUCCCGCUUUCCAUCACCCCGCCCCAUUCUCCCGCUUUCCAUCACCCGCCCAAUUCUCCCGCUUUCCAUCACCCCGCCCCAUUCUCCCGCUUUCCAUCACCCCGCCCCAUUCUCCCGCUUUCCAUCACUCCGACCCAUUCUCCCGCUUUCUAUCACCCCGACCCAUUCUCCCACUUUCCAUCACCCCGCCCCAUUCUCCCUCCUUCCAUCACCCUGCCUCAUUCUCCCUCCUUCCAUCACCCCGCCCCAUUCUCCCGCUUUCCAUCACCUCGCCCCAUUCUCCCGCUUUCCAUCACCCAGCCCCAUUCUCUCGCUUUCCUGUUG